CCUGGGAGUUGUAGUUCGGUGGCUCGCGCCGGCGCUGCUGUGAGCUCGGCGCCGGCCUUUGUCUACGGGCGCGCGCCGCUGCGGUGUUCAAGAACAGCCCAUGGAAGAAUCAUAUGAAGAGGUGGUGAUUGAGGUCAUAGGGCAGGCGUGGACAUGUUUGGAUUUCCAACAGCUACCCUGCUGGACUGUCAUGGAAGAUAUGCUCAGAAUGUAGCAUUUUUCAAUGUGAUGACAGAAGCCCACCACAAAUAUGACCACUCUGAGGCCACAGGAUCCUCAAGCUGGGAUUUCCAGAAUUCUUUCAGAAGGGAGAAGCUGGAACAAAAAUCCCCAGAUUCUAAGACACUGCAGGAAGAUUCACCUGGAGUGAGACAGAGGGUCUAUGAGUGUCAAGAAUGUGGAAAAUCCUUCAGGCAAAAAGGUAGUUUAACCUUGCAUGAGAGAAUCCACACCGGUCAAAAGCCCUUUGAGUGUACCCACUGUGGAAAAAGCUUCAGGGCCAAAGGCAAUCUUGUUACACAUCAGCGAAUACACACAGGAGAGAAGCCGUAUCAGUGCAAGGAGUGUGGGAAAAGCUUUAGUCAACGAGGUAGUCUGGCCGUUCAUGAAAGACUCCAUACUGGACAGAAACCCUAUGAGUGUGCUAUUUGUCAGAGAAGCUUCAGGAAUCAAAGUAACCUUGCUGUUCAUAGAAGAGUUCACAGUGGUGAGAAGCCCUACAGAUGUGAUCAGUGUGGAAAAGCCUUCAGUCAGAAAGGAAGCUUAAUUGUUCAUAUCAGAGUACACACAGGCCUGAAACCCUAUGCCUGCACACAGUGCAGGAAGAGUUUCCACACCAGGGGGAAUUGUAUCCUGCACGGCAAAAUCCACACAGGAGAGACACCCUAUCUGUGUGGCCAGUGUGGGAAAAGCUUUACUCAGAGGGGGAGUCUGGCCGUGCACCAGCGAAGCUGCUCACAAAGGCUCACCCUUUGACCACGCUCUUCAAACAAAAUUCUCUUUAUGAAUUAAAAGUACAAAACCCUCAGAUGAAGCAACCUGUCCAAUUCUAUGGAAUGAAUGGAGACUCCUUCAGAAAGUCCAUCAUUGGGUAGGCAUACUGACUUUUCUCCUUCCCCCCAAAUGAGUAUGAAAAAUAAAUGUCUUGUUUAUUAUCAUUAUCACA
Molecule: messenger RNA, 1165 nt
Organism: Suricata suricatta (meerkat)
Lineage: Eukaryota; Metazoa; Chordata; Mammalia; Carnivora; Herpestidae
Gene: ZNF32
Product: zinc finger protein 32
Exons: 3
Coding region: 154-975 (273 amino acids)
Biological process (GO): regulation of transcription by RNA polymerase II
Molecular function (GO): DNA-binding transcription factor activity; RNA polymerase II cis-regulatory region sequence-specific DNA binding
Source: RefSeq, a predicted model, not a curated record